AUGGGGGCCGCAAUAGCACAACGCCACAAGCACAGACUCAGCCUACAGACACACAGUCGGGCAGGGCCCUCUAUCAGAGCCACAUCAUACCUACCACACCAGAUGCCGGCCUACACUCAGACACUCCACCCUCGCAUCACCGGACUGGGAGAACCGCAGCUCACAUUACAGCAGCAGCAGAUGGCACAAGGGGAGCCUCUACAAGGCAUCGGAUGA
Pelobates cultripes (western spadefoot toad) is the source of this 216-nucleotide messenger RNA. The record is from the annotation of a GenBank genome assembly. NCBI's taxonomy places the organism in Eukaryota, Metazoa, Chordata, Amphibia, Anura, Pelobatidae.